AAUCUUUCACAUACUAUUCUUUGUGGCUGCACAGGAACGACUUUUAUAGUAAAUCCUUCUCAAAGUCUUCGAUUGACGUUGUUGAGAAUACACAGCUAGAGACUCCAAUCUCGCUUCUAAGCUACUUCACUGAGCGUUACCUUGAAAAGAUCAUGGGCAACGAUCCGUCGAAAAAAGGAAAGAAAAAACCAGUACAUCCAAAGAUAGUCUCCAAAGGAAAAAACAGCUCCAAAAAUCUCCGUUUGCUAAUUUUACACGACGUAGGGUCCAAGCCACAGAUGGAUGCCGUUGAUCAUUUCUGCGAUGCAGUAAACGCCUUUAAACCUCCAGGAAGCUUAGUAAUCAAAGAGGGAGAUGUGAAAAUCCUGGAACUUGAUGUCUCAAGUUGUCUUUCUGGUAACUCCCUCACGGAUGCGAAGCAGUGGAUUAACGAAUGGCUGGGUCAAAGUGGUGUGGUUCUCGUUUGCUUGCUGUCAAGUCAAGAUGUACAGCCUUUCGCGGAUGAUAUUAAUUUGCAAGGAGGGAAGAUCGUGGCGUUUUCCUUUGGAAAAUGUCCGACUUCAUGGAAGGAAUGUGUUUCUUUGAACGUCGACUUCAAAGCUGUGAGAAGCCCAAGCGAUUUUGAAGAACCGUUGAAAGAACUUAUUGCCGUUGUUAGAGCAGAGUGAACGGAAUGGAACUUGAACAGGUCAUCUAGAUGUAGCAAAAGAGCCAGUAAUUCAGUAAUUUUAAGCCAGUUUUCCAUUGUUUCUGAAGUAAUCUAAAUCCAGGAUUAUUUUGAUAUAAAUCUAACUCCCUCCGUGAUUGGUCCAAGUAUGAACUCCCGCCACCGUCUCAACCAAUAAGAUAGGAAUCUAAAUCCAAUCGUGUUUUCGUCACCAUUGUUUUCCCACAUUUCACGUCGUUUCCAUGGUUUUUUUUUUUUAAACUCUCAUUGGCUCCUCUCCCUUUGCCUUUGAAUUUUCCUGUGCUCUGAUUGGCUAUUGUAAUAAUCUGAGCAUUGCUCAAACGGCACUCCACAGAAAAUUACUCUAUAGUUUCAAAAUGUACGUUGGCAGUAUUAAAAUCACGAUGAAAAUGAAUCGGCCAAAUAUUUUUGAAACAGUCAUAAUCUGUAUUUUAAACAAAUUAAACUUGCUUUCGGAUAGUAACUAGAGCCGUUUCAUUUUCAACAUUUUCCACUAGGUUCAGCUAAU
Molecule: messenger RNA, 1196 nt
Organism: Pocillopora verrucosa
Lineage: Eukaryota; Metazoa; Cnidaria; Anthozoa; Scleractinia; Pocilloporidae
Source: RefSeq, a predicted model, not a curated record